Molecule: messenger RNA, 3237 nt
Organism: Salpingoeca rosetta
Lineage: Eukaryota; Choanoflagellata; Craspedida; Salpingoecidae
Exons: 19
Coding region: 74-2926 (950 amino acids)
Source: RefSeq, a predicted model, not a curated record
CCACGAACCGCUGGCUGGUUGUGUUGUCCUCCCACGCCCACCAAACCACAGCACAAGACGCUGCUCUAAGACGAUGGCGAGCUGGUAUCACGGGGACCUGUCAAAGGGCGAUGCAGAUGCACUGCUCUCGGGCAAGCCAGAUGGUGCCUUUUUGGUCCGCGAGCGCACAGGCACGCAGGACUAUAUCUUGAGCGUGAACUUUCGCGGCAACCCUACACACCACUUGCUGCAGAAGCAGGACGGGUCCUUCUGUGCCAACCGCACAAGCUUCGGCAGCGCCCCAACCGUCUCAGAUCUGAUCAACAUCCUUCGCAAGCCCGCAGAGAAAUGGCCAAUCGUACUCAACCCGCCAGUGUCGCCACGAGCUCCAAUCACCGCCCCGCCGGACGUAGUUCCAAGGGCACAGCCUGCUCCUCCCCCUCCGUCACAAACACAACCACCACAAGCGGCGAACCCAAUUGAUGUUCCCGUUUUCGUCAUCACGCCAAAGAAGGAGGCAGAACGGGCUCUGACAUCGCAGGGCAUGCAGGAUGGAAACUUUCUUGUUCGUGCCCGGGCAAAGAAUGAUCUGUCCAGCUUCAUUCUCAGCGUGAUUUACAAAAACCAGCCAACCCACCACCUCAUGACUGUCAGUCCAGAAGGUGGUGUCAGCGUCAACAAGAAUUCGUGCGGAACAGCCAAAACGAUUUCUCAGGCGCUGACGUUUCUCCGCGCAUCCCGGCCCUGGUGGCCAGUGCCGCUCCAAGCAUUCAUCCAACCGCCGCGGGAUAAGCGACUGAAGGUUCAGGAUGAACAACCCGCAGCGGCUGAUGAUGAGCCCCUCCCUGUUCCACCCCCGCGAAGCGUCGAUGUGCCAACUCCGGCACCGGGUGCCCCCGUUGCAGAAGCAGCGGCGCCACCGCCCGUCCCUGAUCGCGCGAGCAAGCACAAGCCCAGGCUUCCCAUCCACACCAACAUGAACAAGUUCGACACCGAGGAGGUGUUGAUGGAAGAAUCGACAGAAGAUGGUGCUUACUUACUGCGCGAGCGUGGCGAAAACACGUAUGUGAUCACCGUGCGCUUCAAGGGCCGCCCAACCCACCACCUCGUCCACUGCCAGGACGGUGUGCUGACGCUCAACAAGCAGCGCAUUGACGGCACGUUUGUCGACAUCCACGACGUGGUGGCCCACUUGGGCGAGGCGCAUCCCUACUGGCCCGUGCCACUUCAAACACCCAUCUUCCCACAGGGAAUGCAAGCAUCCGAAGCACCCGCGGCGCCCGUCUCCACGCCCGCGGCACCAGUGCAACAACAGCAACAUCAACAGCAACAAUACGAGGAGCAGCAACAGCAAGAGCAGCAGCGCCAACAAGCCCAAGAGCUGCAGGCCGCAGAGGAGUUGCGUCAGCGCCAACUGCAAGAGCAGGAGGCAGCACGACAACAGCAGUUGCAGCAGCAAGAGCAACAACGACAGCAAGAACUGCAACAACAGCAAGAGCAGCAGAGGCAACAGGCUGAAGCUGAGCGGAAGCAACGAGAGAUGCAGCAACAGCAGCAGAAGCAAAAGGAAGAGGAGGAGCGGCAACGCCGUCAGCGCGAGGAAGGCGAAAGAAAGCGUUUGGAAAUGCAAAACCGCGUGCAGGUCGACACCAGCAAACGCAUUGUCCUCCCCGUCGUUCCACCAGAGGAGCUGAGACGACAGGAGGAGUCGCGCAAGAUGCGAUUUGCGAUGCUGAAGGUGAUCAAUCGUCGCCGUCUUCCCCGCGAUGCCCCGCUCGUCUCACGCAUGUUCGCAGAUGUGCUGCAAGGCAACAUGCCUCAGAGCACGCGAAGCGCCUGCAUUGCCAAUGCAAAAUCCAUCAUCGCAAAGUGGGACGCCGAAGCAUCAUCAGCGAGUGAACAACGCUACGACGAUGACCUUUCAACCUCACACGACGCGCAACGACGUGCUGCGCUCUGGCAUCGGCAGCGCCACCGCAACUGGCGCCCUGGGCACGACCCAGCCCGCGAGAAGCACUGCCUGCAACUGGCGAUGCGUUCACUGGUGUCCGCGCGGUCGCCGCUCGAUGCCGAUGGCCCCGAUGCGCUGGUGCACAUGGCGUGCUUUCAGCGCGUGGCGCAGCUGAGCAGCGAGCUGCUGACGCUGAUGGGCGAGCACGAGCGCGCAAAGGACCGCGACGCCGUCAUUCGCGAGCAGGAGGAGGCAAACCGGCAGAAGCUCGCAGAGAUGUUCAAACCCGUCAAGUUCUCCCGGCGACAACUCAGUGCUGGCAAGCUUGUGCCUCAGACGGAGAGCACAUCAACGCAGCCGCCCGAACGUCAAAUGGGCCGAACAGCGUCCACACAACAACAACAAUGGCGCCAACAGCAACAGCAACAGCAACCAACACCGGUACCGAAGCAGAAGGCGAGCGAACCCCCAUCACCACCACCAACUGCCGCUGCCGUCACGUCAACAGCGCAAGAGGACGAGCCCGUGCUCCCACUCUCCCAACGCCUGCGGAACCUGGAAGCUGUUGCCAACGUCAAGAUGACAGACACGGAGAGCCAGCAGCCGCCGCCGCUUGCCCGAUUUGGAAAAGCGGCAACGUCGUCGUCCAGCAUUGGAGCAAAGCAGCGGCAGUCCCCCUCAAGCGCUACAUCCAGCACGAACGCAUCGCCCACCAAGACGGGCGGCUUUUCCCUGUCAAAGACGACCACCUCUCCAACACAACAGCAGCAGCAACAACAGCAGAGGAGUGCUGUCUCUGCUGCGGGCGCCAAAUCGGCACACGCAAACGCGCAGCAGCAACAGCAGCAACAGCAACAGGCGAGCCAGGACCACCAGUCGCAGCAGUCGCAGCAGCAGCAGCAGCGCUUCAAGGCGCCAUCCUUUACCAAGACCAACGCAAAGCCAGAUCACCCCAUGAUCAAGCUAAUGCGACAGCAGCAGAAGACGUCCAAGUGAUGGGUGUCUUGGCGACCAACCUGCAGUCACAUGUUACAUCCACCUCCCUCUCACUCUGUUCAGAACCCCCCCCCCCGCCUACAAUGCUUCGUGUCACUUGUUCUUUUCAGCUUCUCUCCUAAUCUCUCUUUGUUGUGCUUGUCGGUGCUCAUGGCAUGUGCUUGCUUCUUGCCAUGUCCGUUUCUGCGCAGCAUUGUACAUGUGUGUACAUGUGUGUGACAUUUUGUUUCUGUUGGGGAUCAACAGCGUUAUGUUCACCGACCGUCUCUCAGCGUAACGCAACGACUGAGCAAUACAAUGCAGCCACCCGU